CUCUUAAAGUUCGCUCGCUGUAACUGCGAUGAUGGAAUCUGGGCGCCGCAGUACCGGCGUGGCCGCGACGAACCUGCAUGUGUUGGACCGUCCGCUGAGUCGUGGCAAGAGCGAGGUAAGUCUGAGCGCAUUCUCCUUCCUCUUCUCUGAGAUGGUUCAGUACUUCCAAGGUCGCGUGCAGAACAUCUCAGACUUGGAGAACCGUCUAGACGGCGCCGGAUUUGGUGUCGGCGUGCGUGUCGUGGAGCUUCUGUGCCACCGCGAGAAGUCUGGCAGAAGAGAGACGCGGCUACUUAACAUGCUGCAGUUUAUCGUAUCUACCUGCUGGAAAGCGCUCUUCGGCAAGGCAGCAGAUGCGCUGGAGCGCAGUACGGAGAACGAGGACGAGUACAUGAUCCACGAACUCGAACCUCUCACCAACAAGUUCGUGUCGGUGCCCCCAGAUCUCGGGCAAUUGGACUGCGCUGCCUACAUUGCCGGCAUCAUACGCGGUAUCCUCUGCAGCAGUGGCUUCCUAGCGGAUGUCACAGCGCACACAGUGGAAGUUCCCGGAGGACAGAGAGACAAGACGGUCUUCCUGGUCAAAUUCGACGAGAGUGUCAUUCGUCGGGAGCGAGUACUGACAUAAGAAGAGUAGGGAGAAUGGUUAAAUAGACCCUUGCGGUCUUACUUAGAAAAUUGACGCUAUCUAGUGGGACAUA
Messenger RNA from Phytophthora infestans T30-4, 701 nucleotides. RefSeq names its product trafficking protein particle complex subunit, putative. The record is from RefSeq and is a predicted model, not a curated record. The transcript has a single exon. Gene Ontology annotation, cellular component: TRAPPIII protein complex; TRAPPII protein complex; TRAPPI protein complex. The coding region runs from base 29 to 628 and encodes 199 amino acids. Gene Ontology annotation, biological process: endoplasmic reticulum to Golgi vesicle-mediated transport. Lineage: Eukaryota; Oomycota; Peronosporomycetes; Peronosporales; Peronosporaceae.